This is a messenger RNA of Thalassophryne amazonica, 1045 nucleotides long. RefSeq names its product cytotoxic and regulatory T-cell molecule-like. Gene Ontology annotation, biological process: detection of tumor cell; positive regulation of natural killer cell mediated cytotoxicity directed against tumor cell target; cell recognition. Lineage: Eukaryota; Metazoa; Chordata; Actinopteri; Batrachoidiformes; Batrachoididae. The record is from RefSeq and is a predicted model, not a curated record. Gene Ontology annotation, cellular component: plasma membrane. Gene Ontology annotation, molecular function: signaling receptor binding.
AUGUACACUUUGGAUUUAGCUGCAGUUUCAGUGGCAGUGACAGUAUUGGAGGGACAAACUGUCACCUUAAGGUGUUCCAUUAUCAGUGCUCACAAACACUAUGUGGAGUGGAAGAACCCCAAAGGAUAUACUAUGUUCUUCAGUAAAAACAGGGGUGAGAGGUGUGAAAAAAAACGGUACAAUAUUGUUAAACUGUCAGAAACAGAAUUCAUAGUUAGCAUUUCCAACGUUACCUUCAGAGACGGUGGUAACUAUACGUGCCAUGAGUACGCUGACGUCCCCAAAGAGAAGACAGUUGAGGUGACUGUGUUAGGUUUGCCAAAAAUAGAAACUGGAAAGCAUGACGGGAAGUUUCUGGUAAAAUGCACCACAGCGGCGAACAGCCAUCCUCCUCAGAUCUCCUGGGUCCUUGAUCAAGAAACUGAAAUUAUUGGUCACCCCCAAGUCUACGUAGAAGACAAAAAAUAUAUCUCUCAGGAUAUGCUGCAUGUCAAAUCAGUGAGGAACCGGAUCACAGUGAAAUGUUUGUUCACCAUCCAGCGUUACAACUCAAGACCCCUGAUAAACUUUGUCAAAAUUGGACGAACUCUACUGGUGUUCCUGGUGACCUGCUUGAUCCUCGCUCUUCUAGUGGUGGUCAUUUUUUUUGCCAUCAAACUGAGGAGAGCACACCUAAUCUGGAAGAGAGAGAAUGAAGACUCAGAUCCGUCAGAGGAGAGCCACAAAUCAAAAUCAAGUCAGGAAGAGAAACAAUCUCAAGGACAAAGGCGAAGAGGGAUCCUCAACACAACAUUCACGCAGUACAUCGUUGAAGAACCAGCAGUGAUGACAUCAGCAAUAAACACAAACGCAGUCAUAGCAUCAGAGAGUACAAAUCAUGAGGAGAGGUCACCUGUUAUUUCAGCACAAGGUCCAGUCAGAUGUGAAAUAAAGGAAACUGAGCUGUAACAACCAUUACAAUUUUUAUGUGUUCAGCAUCGGCAACAAAAUCAAUAGAUUUAUUUCACUGCUUUUGUAAAAUAGAGUGGAUGUUUACACACACACA